AUGUCCAGAAACCCGUUCUGUGGAGAAAUUCCUGCUAAUGUCCACCCUAAGCCUCCCCUGGUGCAGCUUGAGAGCGCAUCCUCCGGGAGAAGAGGCCAGCCCCCAGCUGGCUCCAGCUCCUUCCAGGAGCUGCAGAGGGUGAUAAGGUCACCCCGAGCCGCCUUCUCCGCGCCCGGUGACCGCGGGGUCAGGGCGCUCGGGGGAGGAGCGGGAGCGGGAGCGGGAGCGGGAGUGGGAGCGGACCGAGGGGGUAAAAGCAGCGGAGCGGGGCUGAGAGGGAGCGGCGGGACAGCGGAGCAGAGCGGACGCGCUGCCGAGCCCGGGGCUGCCGUGCCGAGCCGUGCCGAGCCCUGCCGUGCCUUGCCGUGCCGAGCCGUGCCGUGCCGUGCCGUGCCGAGCCGAGCCUUGCCGUGCCGUGCCUUGCCGGGUCGGGCCGUGCCGUGCCGUGCUGUGCCGAGCCCGGGGCUGCCGUGCCGUGCCGUGCCGUGCCGGGCCAUGGCGGGGCUGCGGCUGCUGCUGGGGCUGUGGCUGGGGCUGUGCCUGUGCCCGUGCCCCGGCCCGGCCGCAUCCUGCAGCCCCCGCUGCCGGCACGGAGGGCUGUGCCUCGCCGACGGCUCCUGCCUCUGCUCCAAGGGCUACGAGGGCGAGCGCUGCCAGCACGCUACAUGUUAUCCAAAAUGCAAAAAUGGGGGAGAGUGCCUCCGACCUGGAAAAUGCAGAUGCCCACCUGGGUAUGGGGGUAGAUACUGUCAUAAAGUAAGCUGUGAAGGAGGCUGUCAGAAUGGUGGGGAAUGCAUCUCUGUCAAUGGAGUUGUGAAGUGCCUUUGUGCCUCUGGCUGGACAGGAUCAAGAUGCCAGGAAGCAAUUUGUCCUCAAGGUUGUCGCAAUAAUGGAGCUUGUGUGGCUCCUGGGAUUUGUAGCUGUCCAGCUGGAUGGGUCGGUAGAGCGUGUCACUUAGCUGUAUGUAAACUGCCCUGCCAGCAUGGAGGGAAAUGCAUCGCUCCAAAUGUGUGUAGGUGUCGACUGCCGUACUCUGGGCCACAGUGCACAAAGAAAAGGAAGGAAUGAAGCAACCUCAGCCAAAAUAAAUUGCAUUUUUUUUAAUGUAACUAUACAGAGAAGAAGUCUGCAGCAGUGGGGGACCUUAAAAUAAACAUGGUAAUUUGAUUUCA
Molecule: messenger RNA, 1172 nt
Organism: Oenanthe melanoleuca
Lineage: Eukaryota; Metazoa; Chordata; Aves; Passeriformes; Muscicapidae
Product: neurogenic locus notch homolog protein 1-like
Exons: 5
Coding region: 1-1068 (355 amino acids)
Biological process (GO): anatomical structure development
Cellular component (GO): extracellular region; cell surface
Molecular function (GO): signaling receptor binding
Source: RefSeq, a predicted model, not a curated record